CUGAGCCCUGCCGAGCUGCGCGCCCUCGAGGGCACACGCUUCCGCCUGCAGAACCUCACCAACAGCCUUGUGAGCUUUCAACAUGAUCUCUACAUGAACCCUGGAAGCCUGCCUAGCCCACAAUCGCUCCAGACCUCAGCCGGUAUCCUCAAGCACCACACCACCUACCUCCUCGAGAUCCUCUCCAAGCACUCGGCCCUCUUCCAGCGCCUCGCCGUCCACCCAUCCCCCAACUACCCGGGCCGCACCCAGGAGGAUGUGCUCGGCGUGUUCCUCCGCAAGAAGCUCGAGCCCCAGGUGGAGACGCUCGUCGAAGCAGCGCGCGACGAGGCCCUCGCUGCGGGCAUCUCCCCGGACCGCUCCUUCCCGAUCCCCCUGGGAGAUGUGUGGGUCGACUCGAUGGCCUGGUGCCGGGAGCGCCUGAAGAGGUUCGCGCACGAGUUCGAGGAGAGCCUGUACACGGCUGAGGAGCGAGCGAUGGGGAUCGAGAACGUCCGCACGGGGCUGAAGCGCUCGCUCGAGGAAGAGGAGGAGGACGAUAGCGAUGACGAGGAGGAAGAUGAC
Cryphonectria parasitica EP155 is the source of this 564-nucleotide messenger RNA. RefSeq lists its product as uncharacterized. Gene Ontology annotation, molecular function: transcription coregulator activity; RNA polymerase II cis-regulatory region sequence-specific DNA binding. Gene Ontology annotation, biological process: regulation of transcription by RNA polymerase II. The transcript is spliced from 3 exons. The annotation marks the transcript as partial. Gene Ontology annotation, cellular component: core mediator complex; mediator complex. The record is from RefSeq and is a predicted model, not a curated record. Lineage: Eukaryota; Fungi; Ascomycota; Sordariomycetes; Diaporthales; Cryphonectriaceae.